UAUCUCCUCCUCUCCCCGCCCACCUUUGCUCCAGGAAGCACCCUGUUGCCUGACGAGCUCCGGCUGAGCCCGCUCUCCCCGGGGCCGGGCGCGUCCCCCGCGUACAGAACGAGGGGACACCCGCGCGCGCGCUCGCGCUUGCGCUUCCUCCCCGGGCAGAACGCCGCGCGCUACCGCGCCAGCCCCGCGCGGGAAGCGCGCCCCCGCUGUCUUGCAGUUUGCAGGCCCCGCUUGCAAAGUGGCGACAUGGCGCUCGUGCCCUGCCAGGUGCUGAGAGUCGCCAUCCUCCUCUCCUACUUCUCCAUCCUGUGCGCUUACAACGCCAUUGACAUGCCAGCGCAUCAGACCUAUGGAGGGAGCUGGAAAUUUCUGACAUUCAUAGACCUGGUUAUCCAGGCUGUCUUUUUUGGGAUCUGCGUAUUGACCGAUCUCUCCAGUCUUCUCACCAAAGGAAGUGACAGCCAAGAACAAGAAAGACAGUUAAAAAAGCUCAUUUCCCUCCGUGACUGGAUGAUGGCUGUUUUAGCCUUUCCUGUUGGAGUUUUUGUUGUGACAAUGUUUUGGAGCCUCUAUAUUUAUGACAGAGAAGUGGUUUACCCAAAGCUUCUUGAUAAUUUUAUACCAUCUUGGCUGAAUCAUGGAAUGAUUACAAACCUUUCCCUUCCUGUAUUCUUCUAAGAACAACUUGAAUAUUCAUCAAAAGAUAGUUCUACGAAGAGUUUUUGUAUCAGAUUUGCCCUGAGAUGAACCUAGAUUUGGGCCUUGCGCUGGAAGGAACACUAUUAGUGUUUUAGUUUUAUUACCCAAGCCUUGGUUAUUUAUCUUCCAUGUCAGCAUCUCAAAAACAUGUACCCAACCUCCAUUCCCUCCUCCCCCUCUCUGUUUUUCUGGCUGCUUCUUUCUUGUAGUUGCAAGAAAAAAAAAUAAUUCUCCUCCUCCUGGAAUAUCUCUUUCCCUGAAGAUUUGAGGCAACACAUUUAUUUUCUGCUAAUGGAAUUCUUUCCAUGGCAGCAAAUUAUGACUUUGCAAAAACAGAGUGUGUUGUAAACUGUCAGUAUCCAAGUGAAGUUGCAGCCAUACAGAGUCAAGUUUGAGUUUGAGUUUGGGCUCCCACUGUUACCAGCUCACGUGCAUGUACACAUACUCAACCACUUUUAAAUAGAACAGUUGUAGAAUAGAUGGCCUAGUUAGAUUAUUUUUAGUUUUUGACCUUCUCAGAUAUGAACUACAACACAUUAAAACGUAAUGAGGUGGCACUAUUAUUUAUUUCAUAGGACAGGUCCAAGGUGAAAUAUCAACAUGAGGGGGGAGGAAGAAUAAAGACUGAUACACUAUCAUUUUUAGUAACAAAUGGCCAGUUCCUUUUGGUAACUCUAAUUUUACAUGAGUCUGAUAGGGCAUACCUACUGCACACUCAGAAUAUGUGGGAAAGGGUUAGCAGCGACAGAUGGGAAAAGGGUAAGGACCAACCCAGAUAAAUUAUCAGAUAUGAUGACUGGAGAGAGAGAUUCCUGCUGGGAGUCACAUAAGAGAUGCAAAGAGAAGGCCCCUGGGUUGGGAGCCUGAGUGCAAUAAAAUCCCUCUCCUUCCUGCUAUUAUCAUAGCAGGGGCAAAUGCUGAACCUGCUUGGAACAACUAACUAAGAGUUGUGAUAGAGUCGCCAUCUCUGGAAAAGUUUAAAUCAAGAUGGGAGGUUUUUCUAAAAGCUAUGCUCUAGUCCAGACAGGAAUUAAACCAGGGAAGUCUUAUGGCCUGUGUUAUAGAGGAGAUCAGACUAGAUGAUCACAGUGGUCCCUUCUGACAUUAUUUAUGAAUGUCUGAACCUCGCUGACGAGAAGUGCUGGGAGGGAAUUGGUGAGCUUAUCUCCUGGUUACCCAGGGAGAGCUGGGAUGACCCGGUUAGAUCUGAGUCAGGGACUGUAUUAACUGUUGUUAGCACAUGAAGAAAGCCCACCUUAACCCUCCAGACUCAAAAACCCUCAUUUACUGUGGGUCUGUGCUGGGCUUGAAAGAAGCAGGAGCUUCAUUUUGUGUUGGUCCACAAUAAAGUCUUGGAAGGCAUUUUGAA
This is a messenger RNA of Trachemys scripta elegans, 2068 nucleotides long. It is a transcript of the gene AIG1, whose product is annotated as androgen induced 1. The transcript has 4 exons. The record is from RefSeq and is a predicted model, not a curated record. Bases 247 to 678 code for a protein of 143 amino acids. Gene Ontology annotation, cellular component: membrane; endomembrane system. NCBI's taxonomy places the organism in Eukaryota, Metazoa, Chordata, Testudines, Emydidae.